AUGAAGCUGGCCCUGCCUCUGCUGCUGGUCACCCUGGCCCUUUGCUGCCCCGACGCCAAUGCAGGGGAAGUUUGUCCAGCCCUUAAUUCGCUGACGUACAGCUUUAUGUUGGGGCCCAUAGAGGAAUACCAGCGGAAGAUUAAUAAGUUGGAUGCACCUGCAGAAGCCAUUCAGGCCAUAAUGAAUGUGAAGACAUGCGUAGACGAGAUUCCCGGAACGUACCGAUUGGCAGCGGCCCGCUUUGUGCAGAUUGUUGAAAACAAGUGUAAGAAGCAGUCUGCGUAA
Messenger RNA from Pipistrellus nathusii (Nathusius's pipistrelle), 285 nucleotides. The record is from the annotation of a GenBank genome assembly. NCBI's taxonomy places the organism in Eukaryota, Metazoa, Chordata, Mammalia, Chiroptera, Vespertilionidae.